UCGUUUAAAUUAAGCCGUGUCAUGUUUUUAUUAUGUAAUAAUUUAUGAAGAAAUUCUGGCUUCUUAAAGAAGCAGAAUAGAAAUUAAAAGAAUAUGCACGAGAACCAACUCACGCCUGCUAAGAUACAAAAAACGACACUUGCCAUCUCGGACACAUCAGAAGCGUCUACAGCCAUGAAGGGUCUUCUAGCCAUAUUUUGCGCCAUCUGUCUCAAAGGUUGCCUGGCGGAGACGUUCUACAGCUGUUCGUGGAUCGCGGUGGACACCGUGGACUGCAGCACGUUCAAAGAGGAGCUCGCCUGCGGUACAAACCUGAUCACAUACAGGAACAAGUGCGAGUUCAGUAAGGCCCACUGCCGGAACCCAAACAUCAACCUCAAGCACUAUGGCGCCUGUGACGCCUCGGACGGCCUCACGACACCAGACCCGGUGAAAGGCGCCGAGCUCGUGUUGGACUUCAUGUGCACCAGCCUCAGUCAUAUGAACUGCCCCGUAGAGGAGGCAAAGGUGUGCGCCAGCAACGGCCGGACCUACCGCAACUAUUGCGAGUACGAGAAGGCGAAGUGCACACACCGCGACAUCUCAGUGGUCUCAUACGGUGACUGUACCCCGUGAAGACGCCCUACUACACAACAGACCUUAUACAUUUCUUGUAUUUGAUUCAACUCAAUACUAACAGACACGGUCAAUA
Molecule: messenger RNA, 691 nt
Organism: Dreissena polymorpha
Lineage: Eukaryota; Metazoa; Mollusca; Bivalvia; Myida; Dreissenidae
Product: follistatin-like
Exons: 5
Coding region: 94-615 (173 amino acids)
Molecular function (GO): protein binding
Source: RefSeq, a predicted model, not a curated record